Zea mays is the source of this 730-nucleotide messenger RNA. RefSeq lists its product as uncharacterized. Gene Ontology annotation, cellular component: chloroplast. The transcript has a single exon. Bases 117 to 596 code for a protein of 159 amino acids. Lineage: Eukaryota; Viridiplantae; Streptophyta; Magnoliopsida; Poales; Poaceae. The record is from RefSeq and is marked predicted.
ACCGGCUCUGCACCCAAAGUCCGAACCCAAAUCGUGUGUUCACCGUUCCCGACGAACCUGCCGCAUCACCUCACCGAUCCCCCGGCGCCCGCUGGCCCUGUCCCGACUCCCGAGACAUGCAACCCGUUUGCCGCUCGUGCUUGGCCCCCGCGCGGCCACAGCCGGAGGUACCCCGCGCGCGCGCGGCCACGGCGUGCCAGGCCCGGGCCACCACGACGAGCCGCGUCUGCGUCUGGCGCGCGGCUCCCGCGCGGCGCUUGCGCGCAAACACGCCGCGCGGAGGCGGGACGACGGAGCCCGUCGAGCCGCGCAAGGACGGGCCGGCGUCGGCGGUCGAUCAGGCGGAGGAGGCCGGGCUGGCGCCCGAAGAGCUGGAGGUGCUGGAGGAGGCGGCCAUCAUGGGGGAGGACGAGGGGCGCCGGCCCACCGACUACGACCGCCGCGCGCACAUCUUCGAGGAGAGCUCGCGGGUCUUCCGUGAUCUCAAGCAGCGAAGCGACGGCGACGGUGGCGGCGGAAGCGAGAGCCAGAGCGGCCGUGGUGGUGCCGUGACUACUGGUGCCGCGGCGGAAACAGCUAACAAGAACGCGGUGUAAAGAUAACGAGCCGCAGCUGUAGCAGCUUUGUUGGAUAAAAUGUCGUACUGUGUAAUAUGAGAGGUGGUGUCAUAUAGGUUUUAAAAAUCUUAAAAUGUAUUUUUAUCCAUAAACUUAGUUUUGGUUCAAAAAAA